CCAUCCCCGGCCUUUCCAGGUCCCCUCUUCCGGUGAACCGGAUGCUCUGUCUGUUUCCUCCUCUGUCUGUUUCCUCCUCCUCGCCCUCGGCCCCCGCGCGCGUCCCUGGCCAAGCCUCAGGCACCCACGAAGGCAGAGGCAGGGGGCUUCCGGCGGUUGGCCUGACAGGUGUGAGUGGCCGGUAGGAGCUGGGCGCGCACGGUUGCAGAGCGUGGAGGAGACACUGCCCUGCGGCGAUGGGUGCCAAGGGCGCUCCUUCACGCCGGAGGCCGGCGGGGCGGCGACUGCGCUACCUGCCCACCGGGAGCUUCCCCUUUCUCCUCCUCCUGUUGCUCCUCUGCAUCCAGCUCGGCGGGGGGCAGAAGAAAAAAGAGAAUCUUUUAGCUGAGAAGGUAGAGCAGUUGAUGGAAUGGAGUUCCAGGCGCUCAAUCUUCCGAAUGAAUGGUGAUAAAUUCCGAAAAUUUAUAAAGGCACCACCUCGAAACUAUUCUAUGAUUGUUAUGUUUACUGCUCUUCAGCCUCAGCGGCAGUGUUCUGUGUGCAGGCAGGCUAAUGAAGAAUAUCAAAUACUGGCUAACUCUUGGCGCUAUUCAUCUGCUUUCUGUAACAAACUCUUCUUUAGUAUGGUGGACUAUGAUGAAGGGACAGAUGUUUUUCAACAGCUGAACAUGAACUCUGCUCCUACAUUCAUGCAUUUUCCUCCAAAAGGCAGACCCAAGAGGGCUGAUACUUUUGACCUUCAAAGAAUUGGAUUUGCAGCUGAACAACUAGCAAAGUGGAUUGCUGACAGAACGGAUGUUCAUAUCCGUGUCUUCAGACCACCCAACUACUCUGGUACCAUUGCUUUGGCCCUGUUAGUGUCACUUGUUGGUGGCUUGCUUUACUUAAGAAGGAACAAUUUGGAGUUCAUCUAUAACAAAACUGGUUGGGCCAUGGUGUCUCUGUGUAUAGUCUUUGCUAUGACUUCUGGCCAGAUGUGGAAUCAUAUCCGUGGGCCUCCAUAUGCUCAUAAAAACCCGCACAAUGGACAAGUGAGCUACAUUCAUGGGAGCAGCCAGGCUCAAUUUGUCGCAGAGUCACACAUCAUUCUGGUACUAAAUGCUGCUAUCACCAUGGGGAUGGUUCUUCUAAAUGAAGCGGCAACAUCCAAAGGAGAUGUUGGAAAAAGACGGAUAAUUUGCCUAGUGGGAUUAGGCCUAGUGGUCUUCUUCUUCAGUUUUCUACUUUCAAUAUUUCGUUCCAAGUACCAUGGCUAUCCUUACAGCUUUUUAAUUAAAUGAAGCCAAGUGGGAUUUACAUAAAGUGAAUGUUUACCGUGAAGAUAAAGUGUUCCUGUCAUACUAAUUUGAGUUCUUGAGUUCAUUUUCUUGUUCACUGUGAUAAUCUAGCUUAUGCUUAUAUGAUUUUUUAAAUGUGAGUUUUUCUAGUAAAUUUAAUUUAUAGAAGUGGAUGAUUAAAUUUAAAUAUUAGCACUGAAGAACAAAGGAAACAUUGAAGUGUUUUUCAAGCAAAUUAUAUUCCGUGUAUGUGCUACAGGAUUGAAAUAAACGACAAUGUGAUUAUG
This is a messenger RNA of Talpa occidentalis (Iberian mole), 1564 nucleotides long. RefSeq names its product tumor suppressor candidate 3 (gene TUSC3). NCBI's taxonomy places the organism in Eukaryota, Metazoa, Chordata, Mammalia, Eulipotyphla, Talpidae. The record is from RefSeq and is a predicted model, not a curated record. The transcript has 10 exons. Gene Ontology annotation, cellular component: oligosaccharyltransferase complex. Bases 237 to 1280 code for a protein of 347 amino acids.